CUAGUGGAGCCCCAGUGAAUGUUGCCACCCACAGCUCAGGGAACAGUCAGGCCCCUCCAGGGCCAGGUCACCCUGGAAGCUCUCUGCGCCACCGGCUGCAUGCCCAGGGUCUGGCUUGGGUUGGAAUUAGCUUUGGGAACUCUUGGGUGAGAUCAGGAGGACCAGGAAGUGCCAGGCAGGCCUGGCAAGGGUUCCCAGGAAGUUGCCACAGAGGGAGCCAUUUCCUGGUGAGGCAGUGGCCCGUCACUGGGAGGGGUGAGGUUUCCAGCCCAGCACCGCCUCUUGGCAGGUCGGUGGCCUUGGCAAACUACUGUGUCUCAGAGCUUUGGUGUCCUUGUCCAUAAAAUGGAGAUAAUAAUGGUCCUACCUCACAGGCUGUUAUGGGCCCUGGAGGUGGUGUCUGUAAGGCCCCAGCAUGGGCCAGACCUGCAAGGAGGAAAUAUAUAAUAAAAGGUAGUGAUUCAUAAGUUGUGACACUCCAAGUUGCCUUUUGUGAUCUGCUGAGGGUUUGAAGAUUCAGGCAAAAAUUCCAGAAUGUCCCUAAUGGAGGGCGAGGGCCUGGUCCAGACCUUGUCACCUCUCUGUCUAUGACACCCACUUCUUCCUUGGACCAGAAGCAGACCCUCAUGUCUGCCAUUGUAGCGCUUUGGCUUGGCCUGUUGGACUCAGGGCCUGUAAAGCUGCCCCUAGCUUUGCCCUGGCCUUGUUUGCUUUCCUCCCCCAGCUCCAGGGCACCCGACGGGGUUGGUGCCCUGGAGUAACCCACUGUAUCACCCACAAGCACGGGUAGGAGAGGACAGAAGCACCUAGCCCUCCUGGGCUGUUCUGUGGAAGGAGUUGGUCUCCUCACUUGACUGUCCCUCCCCCCACAAACCAGGCCUUUGAGACAUAAAAGUCCCCUGCCCCCUGAGUGCUAACCCUGUGGCCUCAGCCCUGGCAUUCCGUACCCAACUCCGAGGGUGGAGGCAGUCCAGCACCUGGCUUUGAAGGCGGGUUUAUGUAACAAAGCCACUCCCCUGCCAGCUGGUGGUAGGGCCCGGGGCACUCCUCUCAGAUUGGCCCAGUGCUUCAGUCAAGACUGGGCAUUCCUGUCAUACUGGUACCAGUAGGUUAUGAAAGAUGCUGCUGAUGGGGGACUCAGCUCUUCUGUUUGCCCUGCUCUGGAAGCCCACCCCUGCUUUCCAGACCUCAGUUGCUCCUAAGGCCACACCUUCCUUUUCCUUCUCCUCAGCACCUGACUUCAAGCUCCCCAGGGAGCCUUCCUCCUCUAGGUCAGGGCUGGGAGGUCGGCCACGAGGGGAAGGCCCAGAUGCCAUUGGCUGGUAGAGGUGGGUCUUCCAGAGAUCUGGGGUGGGGUGAGGAGACACUGAGCCUACACACCAGGUAUCAGUGCCUCUAGUAUAGGCUGAGGUGCCGAGGUGCCUCAUUUCCUGGACAGGUAGCUGGUCCAGGAGUGGGUGUGGGGCGUGGAUGAAGUAGAAGAGGCAGGUGGGAGGGACCAGGGAGGAGCUCCCAGCCAGCUGGAUGUUGGUUAAAAAUCUGACAGUCCUCGGCCCAGCAGCCACCGUCUGCCAUUCCUGACCCCUCGGACUCCCGGCCUCAUGGCUCUGGCCAAGGUGCCCGGGACCUGCCUGCUCACCAUUCGUGUCCUGCAGGCCCAUGGCCUGCCCUCCAGGGACCUAGUGACCCCCCCUGACUGCUAUGUGACUCUGUGGCUGCCCACGGCCUCCAGCCACAGGCUCCGGACACGCACUGUCAGGAACUGCGGAAGCCCCAUUUGGAAUCAGAGCUUUCAUUUCUGGAUCCACAGCCAGCUCAAGAACAUGGUGGAGCUGAACGUCUUUGACCAGGACCUGCUGACCGAAGAUGACCCGGUGUUGUCAGUGCUGUUUGACGUGGGGACUCUGCGGGCUGGGGAGCUCCAGCGCCAGAGCUUCUCGCUGAGCCCUCAGAGCGAGCAGCGACUGGAAGUUGAAUUUUGGCUGCAGAGUCGGAUAGACGGUGCGGAGCAGCUCAUCAGCAAUGGUAUCCUGGUGGCCUGGGAGCUCUCCUGCUUGCAUGUGCGACUGGAGGAGGCAGGGGACCAGACGGAGUCAGAGGGCAAAGUUCAGCUUGUGGUUCCUGGGUCCUGUGAGGGUCCACAGGAGGCCUCCGUGGGCACUGGCUCCUUCUGCUUCCAUUUCCCAACCCGCUGGGAGCAAGAGCUGAGUAUCCAUCUGCAGGAUGCCCCCCAGGAGCAACUGAAGGUGCCACUGAGGGCCCUGCCUCCAGGCCAGCUUGUGAGGCUUGUCUUCCCUACGUCCCAGAAGCCCCUGCUGAAGGUGGAGCUGAGAAAGGAAGAAGGACCAGGGGAGCUGGCUGUGCGGCUGGGCUGCGGGCCCUGCACCGAGGAGCAGGCCUUCCUGAGCAGGAGGAAGCAGGUGGUGGCCAGGGCACUGCAGCAGGCCCUGCAGCUGGAGGGCGACCUGCAGGAGGACGAGGUCCCAGUGGUAGCUGUUAUGGCCACUGGUGGAGGGAUCCGGGCAAUGACCUCCCUAUAUGGGCAGUUGGCUGGCCUGAGGGAGCUGGGCCUCUUGGAUUGCAUCUCUUAUAUCACGGGAGUCUCGGGCUCCACCUGGACCUUGGCCAACCUCUAUGAGGAUCCAGAGUGGUCUCAGAAGGACCUGGCUGGACCCAUUGAGUUGCUAAAGACCCAGGUGACCAAGAGCAAGCUGGGCGUGCUGGCCCCCAGCCAACUGCAGCGGUACGAGCAGGAGCUGACUGAGCGAGCUCGCCUGGGCUACCCGGCCUGCUUCACCAACCUAUGGGCCCUCAUCAACGAGGCGCUGCUGCACGACGGGCCCUAUGACCACAAACUUUCGGAUCAGCGGGAGGCCCUGCGUCACGGCCAGAACCCUCUGCCCAUCUACUGUGCCCUCAACACCAAGGAGCAGAGCCUGUCCACCUUUGAAUUUGGGGAGUGGUGUGAGUUCUCCCCCUACGAGGUCGGCUUCCCCAAGUACGGGGCCUUCAUCCCUGCUGAGCUCUUCGGCUCUGAGUUCUUCAUGGGACGGUUGAUGAAGCAGCUCCCUGAGUCCCGCAUCUGUUUCCUGGAAGGUCUCUGGACCAACCUGUAUGCAGCCAACCUCCAGGACAGCUUAUACUGGUCCUCAGAUCCCAGCCAGUUCUGGGACCGCUGGGCUCAGAAUCAGGCCAGCCUGGACAAGGAGCAGGUCCCCAUCCUGAAGAUAGAAGACCCACCUAGCAUGACUGGAAGGAUAGCAGCGUUUUUCACUGACCUCCUGACUUGGCGCCCACUUGCCCAGGUCACCCACAACUUCCUGCAUGGCCUCCAUUUCCACAAAGACUAUUUUCAGCACCCUCACUUCUCCACCUGGAAAGCCACCAAACUGGACGGGCUUCCUAACCAGCUGACACCCAUGGAGCCUCACCUUUGCCUGCUGGAUGUCGGCUACUUUGUCAACACCAGCUGCCCGCCCCUCCUGCAGCCCACACGGGAUGUGGACCUCAUCCUUUCAUUUGACUACAACCUCCAAGGAGCCUUUCAGCAGCUGCAGCUUGUCAGCCGGUUCUGCCAGGAGCAGGGGAUCCCGUUCCCGCCUGUCUCCCCGAGCCCGGAGGAGGAGUAUCAGCCUCGGGAGUGCCAUGAGUUCUCGGACCCCCACCGCCCUGAGGCCCCCAUCAUCCUGCACUUCCCACUGGUCAACGACUCCUUCCGGGAGCACUCGGCCCCCGGGGUCCGGAGGACACCGGAGGAGGAGGAGGCAGGGCAGGUGAACCUAUCUCCAUCCGACUCCCCCUACCACUACACGAAGGUGACCUACAGCCAGGAGAACGUCGACAAGCUGCUCGGCCUGACGUACUACAACAUCUGCAACAACCGUGAGCUGCUCCUGGCAGCCCUGCGUGAGGCCAUGCAGCGGAGAAGGCAGCGCAGGCUGCGUGGCCCGAGUGACAGCUCACUGCCUGGCCGCCCCAGCGGCUCUGUGCCACCCGAGUGA
Molecule: messenger RNA, 4001 nt
Organism: Loxodonta africana (African savanna elephant)
Lineage: Eukaryota; Metazoa; Chordata; Mammalia; Proboscidea; Elephantidae
Product: bifunctional peptidase and (3S)-lysyl hydroxylase JMJD7
Exons: 20
Coding region: 1602-4001 (799 amino acids)
Biological process (GO): glycerophospholipid catabolic process
Cellular component (GO): cytosol
Molecular function (GO): calcium ion binding; calcium-dependent phospholipid binding; 2-oxoglutarate-dependent dioxygenase activity
Source: RefSeq, a predicted model, not a curated record